Messenger RNA from Panthera uncia (snow leopard), 13166 nucleotides. RefSeq names its product chromodomain helicase DNA binding protein 2 (gene CHD2). The transcript is spliced from 37 exons. Gene Ontology annotation, cellular component: nucleus; chromatin. Lineage: Eukaryota; Metazoa; Chordata; Mammalia; Carnivora; Felidae. The coding region runs from base 3753 to 9176 and encodes 1807 amino acids. Gene Ontology annotation, biological process: regulation of transcription by RNA polymerase II; nucleosome organization. Gene Ontology annotation, molecular function: ATP hydrolysis activity; ATP-dependent chromatin remodeler activity; histone binding. The record is from RefSeq and is a predicted model, not a curated record.
UUCCCCCUCCCCCUUAAUAUUUAAGAAUUAAAAGAUGAUGAGAAAUAAGGACAAAAGCCAAGAGGAGGACAGUUCGCUACACAGCAAUGCAUCGAGGUAUGAGCUAUCAACUUUCUUCCUUUUUUCUCUCUCUUUUUUGGGGGAAACCUCAGCUUACAUUGUUUACCUUGACAGACAGGGAUAGCUGUCUGUUUUAUUUUAGGUAUUUUACUAAUUUGGAUUCGUUUUUUAAAGCGUGACCUUGAGAUUGCUAAUAUGCCACACCCUAAUUUUUUGGUAGCAAUUUAUGAAAGUUGAGUUGUGACUUAAGGCCUCUUACAGCAGUCAAAAGGUAAGGUACCUUUAUUCAAGGGGGCCUUUCCUGUAAACUCCAGUUUUUCUGUCAAUAAAUUUCAGUUUUUAGGUUUUUGUGCUGUAGAAAAAUGACCUUGUCGGUUUAGCCAUUGCUGCAUUGCACCAUUUUACAUACAAGGCAAAUUUUUUCUUUGAAGAAUCUAGGAUACCCAAACUUGUAACUGAAGGCCAUAGAGGAGCCUUGUGGUAGUAAAUUAUAGUAAAUAGACGUUUGAGAAAGUUAUAUGAAUGAAAAAAUGUACAUUUUAAAAUGAAAUUGCAAAAAGGACCCUUUGACUGAUGCCUCUCAGUUUGUAUUUUUAUUUGACUCUGUAUUUCUUUUGAUACUCUUGACAUUUUAGGAAAUUUUGAUAAGAUUUAUCAAAACCUUUACUCGAUGGGUACAGUUCCUGCAUUUAUGAAAUCAAACCUGUGAUCACAGAAAUCCUGGAAUACUCUUAAUAUACUUCUCUUUUGUGUUUGUUACUGUGAUUCUAUUUGUAUAUUUUACAUUUAAAAUAUUUUAAGGUUUGCAUUUAUAUGCUCAUAUUAAGACAGUACUUUCUGGUUGGUAGACCUGUAUCUUUUGCAUUUUAGUUGUAGCUGCUUUUAAAUUUAUUGAUUUAUUUUGACAGAGUCACCUGGAAUGCUUUAUCUUCUGAAGCUUACAAAUACAGUUUGUUCAAAUCACGAUUUGUUUCAUAUUUGUUGGAGUACAUUAUUAGUGACUUUAAGUAAUAAAGCCUCUGAGACAUUUUGUUGUAUGAACUGUAUAUUAAUUUUUAAAAGUGCUUAUGAAUACAUUUCUUGAUGUGUGUUCUUAUAAAUUGUCAUGAAUUUUAAAUCAUGCAGUUAAGGAUGUGAUUGGUUAUAUGAUUUUUUAUCCAAUUUUGUUUUUACUUUUAUAAUUUUAUAGAAAUAAUAUACUUUAUUAUUAGGCUAGUGAAUUCAAAAGUUUUGAGAUGGUUUAUUGCAAGGUUGAAGUUUAUUUAUGUUUUAUUAUACUUAACAAUAUUUUGACCCUUUAAAAAUACUUUCUAAAUUCUUUUGCAAAUUGAGUUGUCACACAGUUUGGACUGUCUUUUGAACUGAACUGCCCAUGUAAUUACCCAGGUUUGAUUUAGGACAGGAAACUUAUCUAACUGAUCCUAAACUGCUUUUUCUGAGAAGUUAACACCAAUUUUAAGAAACAGGAAUCCCCAGGUGGAUUUGACAAAUUACUAAAGAUCCAGUAUCUAAAAUUGUUACUCCCUUGAGUAUUUAUGAUUUGCAUAGUCUCACAUAGGUUUUGGCUCUCUUAUGCAAGGUUUGUGGUUAACAUCAUUGAUGAGACUGCCUUCUAAUUUAAAAAAUUAAGCAGUGUUGCUAUUCUUUCUUUUAAUAAUUUACUUACCUAGAAAACGACUUGGAAGUUAUCAUGACUUUGCCUGUUGGCAGUGGGGUUACAGCUUAACUGGAAGCGUGCACUGUACUUUCAAAUGCAUUUUGUCAAGUGUUUUGAUUCACAAACCUGAUGAAUGUCCAAAAAUAUCUGAUAGACUCCCUGAAGAUGGGAGUUUUAAAUUAGUUAUCCGAAAUUGCAUAUCUGAAUACAUGUACAUAAUUAUGACAUCACUUCCUUUUAAAAUUAUAAAGCUUAACAGGAUGCUAGUGGUGUUUUGUUGUAGUAGAUUAAUGUUACUUUUAGGAAGCUACAAUUAAGGAGACUGUUUAGGUACUAGUACUUGGUCCCUUAAUCCAUUAGAAUUUCCUCGCUAGGACCUAGUUUCUGUGGCACAAAGUCUAGUGUGCAGGGAAUACUACAAAAAUUUUGUAUCCUGAGCCACAAGAGGGGGAGGGAGGAGUUUGCAGGUCAAGUAAACUUAGAAUUACUUUAGAUAGAUAUGAAAGGAUUGAGUGCAAGUUUAGGUAAACCUGAUACUUCCCUGUUUUGGAAAUAAUGCAGUCAACUUAAUAGUUAUUACAUAAAGUUGUAUGUUACUCCUGUAUUUUGUUAAUGCUUUUAAGUAUGUUACACGUUGCAUAUCGUGAUUUCUGAAGAUAAAAAGUUCAUUUUCAAAAAAUACGAAUUUAAAAAUACCUUGAUAGAUUUGUCAAGUUUCUAAAUAUUUAAAACAAAGUUUUAGUGAUGGACAUACAUGGAAAUGUAUACCACACACUUCUUACCCAAAUAAUUGGCAGUUUGGGAUAACUCCAAUAAUAUUAAAGAAUGGAGACAGGAGAGAAGGGAAUGUGAUUGGAACUGUGUGUGCACACAAAGAGUUCUGUUUGUUCUAGGACGCUGCGUUUGCAAUUUUAUCUAAAAACACAGUUUAUUAAAUUUAUCUCUAAAUCGUCUGCCUUUGAACCAGAUUUAUUCUGUCAACCUCCGAUGUGGGCAAAUUUUAAUCAGCCUUUUAGCAGUUAUUCUAAAAGCCUGGGGCUAAUUAGAAAUGGCAUAAUGCAGUUGCUUGUGGACUGAACAGGCAGUUUUUUAAGUGGCAGCCAUUUUAUGAUGCUGAUAAUUCUUAAGAAUCGGGAUUUUUGAGAAGACAAAAUCGAACUGAAACUUGAAAUAUCAAAACUCCUUCCCACCCCCAGCCUCCCCUUUCUUGGUUCUCUGGUGCGAAAAUAAGGGGCAGCUUGGUAGGUAGCGCGGGCAGCAGCUCCGUGAGCCCCUGGCAUCUUGGUGCAGGUCCAGCUCAGUCACAAAAUGGCUGUUCCUUUGUGCCGCAGCGCUGACAGACAUACUGCAUUGCACUGUGUACUCGCCAAACAGCAGGAAGUUGCCGUGCCGAGUUCAAAGGCCGGCCGGCGCCGGCGCAUGCUGCUGAUUGGCUGUGCGCACGCCUGGUAACAGCGGGUCAACAGCGGCGGCCUUCGGCAGGCCCCGCCCCGUGACGUCAGGCGCGUCCCCUCGCUCCUAGGAGGAGCGAACGCAGUGACGUAGGGCUGCGUGCGCAGCCGGGGUGCUGCCUCUUCGUCUGGGGAGCCGGCAGCUUUGGGGGCGCGGGGUAGGAAAAGGAAGGGGAAGCGACCCGGACUGGGGCUUUCCGGUGGGUGGUCACCCGGCCGAUUUCGCCUCUGGCAGUCCUCUGCGCCCUUCCUCUUAGUCCACACCCUGCAGCGUGUAUUUUCUUUGCCCUUCCCUCGGAAGGGUUGGCUUCUCAGAAAGCGGCUUCUACUUUUGGAGAAAGUAGAAGGCACUAUUCGGAAGCCUUCAAAUCGAAAACCUACCAGUUUUUACAUUUUUCGCUUUCCUUUAUCAUAUUCUAGCGGGCCUUUUUUUUUUUUUUUCCUUUUUUUUACCUUUUUUCAGCGUGAAGAGAUUAGUAAACUUUAUCUUGUGUCACCAUUGGCCAAAACCUUUUCACUGUCAAGAGGAGAUAUUUUUGUUUACAGUGAAAGGUCUUAACGGGUGUUACAGCUGUUGGGUGAUCAUGGCUCAUAAAAAAAGGGAGGAUUAUUUGAACUUGUCCCCGUCCCCGUGCAUUUUUACUUGGUACCGUACAUAUUCUCAGUUGGCAUUUGAUGGAGGAAAACUCAGUCACUCAGCAUCUGAAGAGGCUUCGGGUUCAGACUCAGGCAGCCAGUCGGAGAGUGAGCAGGGCAGCGAUCCAGGAAGUGGACAUGGCAGUGAGUCAAAUAGCAGUUCUGAAUCUUCAGAGAGCCAGUCGGAAUCUGAAAGUGAGUCGGCGGGUUCCAAAUCCCAGCCAGUCCUUCCAGAAGCCAAAGAGAAGCCAGCCUCUAAGAAGGAACGGAUAGCUGAUGUGAAGAAGAUGUGGGAAGAAUAUCCUGAUGUUUAUGGGGUUAGGCGGUCAAACCGAAGCAGACAAGAACCAUCACGAUUUAAUAUUAAGGAGGAGGCAAGUAGCGGGUCUGAGAGUGGGAGCCCAAAAAGAAGAGGCCAGAGGCAGCUGAAGAAACAAACAGUGCCCAAACCUCGUGUUAAAAAGCAACCCAAGACUCAGCGUGGAAAGAGAAAAAGGCAAGAUUCUUCUGAUGACGAUGAUGAAGAUGAUGAAGCUCCUAAAAGGCAGACUCGUCGCAGAGCAGCUAAAAAUGUUAGCUAUAAGGAAGAUGACGACUUUGAGACUGACUCUGACGACCUCAUCGAAAUGACAGGAGAAGGAGCCGAUGAACAGCAGGACAACAGUGAAACUAUUGAGAAGGUCUUAGACUCAAGGCUGGGAAAGAAAGGAGCUACGGGAGCUUCUACUACUGUAUAUGCGAUUGAAGCUAAUGGAGACCCAAGUGGCGACUUUGACACUGAAAAGGAUGAGGGUGAAGUCCAGUACCUCAUCAAGUGGAAGGGUUGGUCUUACAUCCACAGCACAUGGGAGAGUGAAGAAUCCUUACAACAGCAGAAAGUGAAGGGUCUAAAAAAAUUAGAGAACUUCAAGAAGAAAGAGGAUGAAAUCAAGCAAUGGUUAGGAAAAGUCUCUCCUGAAGAUGUGGAAUAUUUCAACUGCCAACAAGAGCUGGCCUCAGAGUUGAACAAACAGUAUCAGAUAGUCGAAAGAAUAAUCGCCGUGAAGACAAGCAAAUCUACAUUGGGUCAAUCAGAUUUUCCAGCUCACAGUCGGAAGCCGGCACCUUCAAAUGAACCUGAAUAUCUAUGCAAAUGGAUGGGACUGCCCUAUUCAGAGUGCAGCUGGGAAGAUGAAGCCUUGAUUGGAAAGAAGUUCCAGAGCUGUAUUGACAGCUUCCAUAGUCGGAACAACUCAAAAACCAUCCCGACGAGAGAAUGCAAGGCCUUGAAGCAGAGACCACGAUUUGUGGCUUUAAAGAAACAGCCAGCAUAUUUAGGAGGGGAGAAUCUGGAGCUUCGUGAUUAUCAGCUAGAAGGUCUCAACUGGCUUGCUCAUUCCUGGUGCAAAAGUAACAGUGUAAUCCUUGCUGAUGAAAUGGGCCUAGGAAAGACCAUCCAGACCAUAUCAUUCCUCUCCUACCUGUUCCACCAACACCAGCUGUAUGGCCCCUUUCUUAUAGUCGUCCCUUUAUCCACCCUCACCUCAUGGCAGAGGGAGUUUGAAAUCUGGGCACCAGAGAUUAACGUAGUGGUUUACAUAGGUGACCUGAUGAGCAGAAAUACGAUACGGGAAUAUGAAUGGAUUCAUUCUCAGACUAAAAGGCUGAAGUUCAAUGCACUUAUAACAACAUAUGAGAUUCUCUUAAAAGAUAAGACUGUGCUGGGCAGUAUUAACUGGGCCUUUCUGGGAGUGGAUGAAGCCCAUCGGUUGAAGAAUGAUGACUCUUUAUUGUAUAAAACUCUGAUUGAUUUCAAGUCCCACCAUAGGCUCCUGAUUACGGGGACCCCUCUGCAGAAUUCCCUCAAAGAGCUCUGGUCCUUGCUGCACUUUAUUAUGCCGGAGAAGUUUGAAUUCUGGGAAGAUUUUGAAGAGGACCAUGGGAAAGGAAGGGAAAACGGCUAUCAGAGUCUCCAUAAGGUGUUGGAACCCUUCCUUCUCCGUAGGGUCAAAAAGGAUGUAGAAAAAUCCCUUCCUGCCAAAGUGGAACAGAUCCUCAGGGUGGAGAUGUCUGCUCUGCAGAAGCAGUAUUACAAAUGGAUUCUGACCAGGAAUUACAAGGCUCUUGCCAAGGGAACACGAGGCAGCACGUCUGGUUUCCUGAACAUUGUGAUGGAAUUGAAAAAAUGCUGCAACCAUUGCUACCUGAUCAAACCCCCAGAAGACAGCGAGCGAGAGAACGGGCAGGAGGUUCUCCUGUCCCUGAUCAGGAGCAGUGGGAAGCUGAUUCUAUUAGAUAAACUGUUGACAAGACUUCGAGAAAGGGGGAAUAGAGUCCUUAUCUUCUCCCAGAUGGUCCGAAUGUUGGACAUCCUGGCUGAGUACCUGACUAUCAAGCACUAUCCUUUCCAGCGUCUGGAUGGUUCCAUCAAGGGAGAAAUCCGAAAACAGGCCCUGGACCACUUCAAUGCAGAUGGGUCUGAGGACUUCUGUUUCCUGCUCUCGACAAGGGCUGGUGGCCUGGGAAUCAAUCUGGCUUCGGCAGACACGGUCGUCAUCUUUGACUCUGACUGGAACCCCCAGAACGACUUGCAGGCACAAGCCCGAGCCCACAGAAUUGGUCAGAAGAAGCAGGUAAAUAUUUACCGGUUGGUUACAAAGGGGACUGUGGAGGAGGAGAUCAUUGAACGGGCCAAAAAGAAGAUGGUAUUGGACCAUCUGGUGAUUCAGCGCAUGGAUACCACUGGCCGGACAGUUCUAGAAAACAACUCAGGAAGGUCCAACUCAAAUCCUUUUAAUAAAGAAGAGCUGACAGCUAUUUUGAAAUUUGGAGCAGAGGAUCUCUUCAAAGAACUUGAAGGGGAGGAGUCAGAGCCUCAGGAAAUGGACAUAGAUGAAAUUUUACGCUUGGCUGAAACUAGAGAGAAUGAAGUGUCAACAAGUGCGACAGAUGAGCUUCUGUCACAGUUUAAGGUUGCCAACUUUGCAACAAUGGAAGAUGAAGAAGAGCUAGAAGAGCGGCCUCACAAGGACUGGGAUGAGAUCAUUCCAGAGGAGCAAAGAAAAAAAGUAGAGGAGGAAGAGCGUCAGAAGGAGCUAGAAGAAAUUUAUAUGUUGCCUCGAAUUCGGAGUUCCACUAAAAAGGCUCAGACAAAUGACAGUGACUCUGACACUGAGUCCAAGAGGCAAGCCCAGAGAUCCUCUGCCUCUGAGAGUGAGACCGAUGACUCCGAUGACGACAAGAAGCCAAAGCGCAGGGGGCGCCCCCGAAGCGUGCGGAAGGACCUUGUCGAGGGAUUUACCGAUGCAGAGAUCCGAAGGUUCAUCAAGGCAUAUAAGAAGUUUGGUCUCCCUCUUGAACGGCUGGAGUGCAUAGCCCGCGAUGCAGAACUGGUAGAUAAGUCCGUAGCGGAUCUGAAACGCCUGGGUGAGCUGAUUCACAACAGCUGUGUAUCAGCAAUGCAGGAGUAUGAAGAACAGCUGAAAGAAAAUGCCAGCGAGGGGAAAGGACCAGGGAAAAAGAGAGGCCCAACAAUCAAAAUAUCUGGGGUUCAGGUUAAUGUGAAAUCCAUUAUACAACAUGAGGAAGAGUUUGAGAUGCUGCAUAAAUCUAUCCCCGUGGACCCUGAAGAAAAAAAAAAAUACUGCUUAACCUGUCGAGUGAAAGCUGCACAUUUCGAUGUCGAGUGGGGGGUAGAGGAUGAUUCACGUUUACUCCUGGGAAUUUAUGAGCAUGGCUAUGGAAACUGGGAGUUAAUUAAAACGGAUCCAGAGCUUAAGUUAACUGACAAAAUUCUGCCCGUGGAGACGGAUAAAAAGCCGCAGGGGAAGCAGCUGCAGACCCGGGCGGACUACUUGCUGAAGCUGCUCAGGAAGAGUCUGGAGAAGAAGGGGGCUGUGACGGGCGGGGAAGAGGCCAAAUUAAAGAAGCGGAAGCCUCGAGUAAAGAAAGAAAACAAAGAGCCCAGGCUGAAAGAUGAGCAUGGGAUUGAGUUUUCAUCACCUAGACACUCAGACAAUCCAUCGGAAGAGGGAGAAGUAAAGGAUGAUGGCUUAGAAAAAAGUCCAAUGAAAAAGAAACAGAAGAAGAAAGAGAACAAGGAGAACAAGGAGAAACAAAUGAGUUCUAGGAAAGACAAAGAAGGGGACAAGGAGAGGAAGAAGUCAAAAGAUAAGAAAGAGAAGCCUAAAGGUGGUGAUGCCAAAUCUUCAAGUAAAUCAAAGCGAUCUCAGGGUCCUGUCCAUAUUACAGCAGGAAGUGAGCCUGUCCCCAUUGGAGAGGAUGAGGACGAUGAUCUGGACCAGGAGACAUUCAGCAUAUGCAAAGAGAGGAUGAGGCCCGUGAAAAAGGCACUGAAACAGCUGGACAAACCCGACAAGGGGCUCAAUGUGCAGGAACAGCUGGAGCAUACCCGAAAUUGCCUGCUGAAAAUCGGAGACCGGAUAGCCGAGUGCCUUAAAGCCUACUCAGACCAGGAGCACAUCAAACUGUGGAGGAGGAACCUAUGGAUUUUUGUUUCCAAGUUUACAGAAUUUGAUGCUCGAAAAUUGCAUAAAUUGUACAAGAUGGCUCAUAAGAAAAGAUCUCAAGAAGAGGAGGAGCAAAAGAAGAAAGAUGAUGUGAUUGGUGGUAAGAAGCCAUUUCGACCAGAGGCCUCAGGCUCCAGCCGGGACUCCCUGAUAUCUCAGUCCCACACCCCACACAACCUUCACCCUCAGAAGCCUCACUUGCCUGCCUCCCAUGGCCCACAGAUGCACGGACACCCAAGAGAUAACUAUAAUCACCCCAACAAAAGACACUUUAGUAAUGCAGAUCGAGGAGACUGGCAGAGGGAAAGAAAGUUCAACUAUGGUGGUGGCAACAGCAAUCCUCCGUGGGGUAGUGACCGGCACCACCAGUAUGAGCAGCACUGGUACAAGGACCACCAUUAUGGGGACCGGCGACACAUGGACGCCCACCGCUCUGGGAGCUACAGACCCAACAAUCUGUCCAGAAAAAGACCUUAUGACCAGUACAGUAGCGACCGAGACCACAGGGGACACAGAGAUUAUUAUGACAGGCACCAUCAUGACUCCAAGCGGAGGAGAGCCGAUGAAUUUCGGCCUCAAAAUUACCACCAGCAGGAUUUCCGACGAAUGUCUGAUCACCGCCCCCCUGUGAGCUACCAUGGCCAGGGACCCUCGGACCAUUACCGCUCUUUCCACACAGACAAACUGGGGGAGUAUAAACAACCCCUGCCCCCCCUGCACCCCGCCGUCUCAGACCCUCGCUCGCCCCCUUCUCAGAAAUCCCCCCACGAUUCCAAGUCACCCCUGGAUCACAGGUCUCCUUUGGAGAGAUCACUAGAACAGAAAAACAACCCAGAUUAUAACUGGAAUGUUCGGAAAACAUAAAGGACAGCUGGGAAUGAAGGGGAGAGCAAGAGUCAUUAAGCACCUGGAUAUUUUUGGUCUGAUCCAGUAGGAGCCAGUUAUCUAGACCAGUGAGUGGAGUUUCUGGACAUGCUGCUGCUGUCAGCUCGCCGGUGGAAGGAGCACCUCAAGGAGCGGGGGGCCUUUCACUUGGUCCAGCUUGGGUUUGGGUCGCCACUCCUGCACUUUGACACCCCUUCCCAUUCCAGCCUGGUCCUGGCCUCCCACUGCGAGGAGUGCUAGGAGGAAGACGUGACUUUUGCGUCCCAGCUUCGUGGGCUGUGUUUCCCCAGUGAAGGAAGAAGGGAUCUCAGAGUCACGAGGAUUUUGUUGCUGGGUCCGUGUGCUCUGGGCCCAUGUGCAGUGGGCUGGGAAGGAGCGUGUAUGUGAAGGUUGACGGGACCUGCUGGGCCACGCGUGAUCUGCUUCACUGUGAUGUGACGGAUGCUGCUGACGGGGCGGGGCGUGGGUGUCGCCUCAUAAGACUUGAAGGGGAGCAGGUACACUCCUCACAUGUGUUCUUGGGAGAACCAUACACUUGGGCCUCCUUGUGAUGCCUUUGGUGCAGGGGCUGGUGGGGAGCAGCUUCCACAGUGGCCCCUUCCCUACAACACUAACCUUUCCCACACUAUCUGGACAUUUCAGAGGUUCGGUCUCCUGAGCGGGUCUCCUUUGCCCUGGUCCAGGGGAGAGUCAGGCCCAUCUGGCUGACUUGUGCGUACUGUGAGUUUUCGGCAGUGUUGGAGCUGGCGUGGGUCUUCCUUGGCUGGGAGUGGGGGGAGAGGGGUGAGAGAGGGGCUAGAGGGGCGGUGUGGCCAGGGACCCGGAAUCCCCGGUGGGGUUCUGAUUCCUGGGAUGAGCAGUCUGAGGGCAGGGCCUGGAGAGGAGGGGAAGCUUGCUGCAAGCACGCGCCCAGGCAGGGAUGUGGGUGGCAGGCAUGCUUCCCGGGGGAGGUGGGGGGGGCGGGGCUUCAGUGUUGCGCCAGGUCAGCGUUUGCAGCCACGCUCGUUACUUCAGUUCCCUUCGCACAGCUUGAAGAAGUAGACUUGCACAGAACGUGCAACUCCUGACGCCACAGGGCGGGUGGACAGAUGAGGUCUGGGUCCCUGUUGGGAACAGGCUCCCACUCCCAGUCGGAGAUCGUUAGAAUUGAACUCCAUUGGUUUUAGAAUGAGAUCAAAUAAGGCGUACACAAGGUAAAGUUUUUCCAAAAUAGGAAGCCUCCAAGGACAGGGGACUGAGCUGCAGACAGUAAGAGUCCUACUCGGGUUGAACAGAGUCAGAAGUGGGAAGGCGAGUCAGUUGUACCAAUUAAUCAUGCUCCUUUUACCUUACAGUUUACGGAUACUGGGCCUUCCAUUUUAUUCCCUUUAAAUAUAGCUUGCCAGUAUUGUUUGACUGUCCAAAGGCCUUUCUAGGUGGAAUAACUGACUUGAACCUACACUGUGCCUAUAUGCGUCCAGGCUCAGAGCUGGUGACCACCUUUCCAUUGGGUGUGCACAGGGUUAAACUCCCUGAACUGACCUGUGAGGACUUCAUAAAACUGUUAUCGCUUACUUGCUGGUAACCUGGGCAGCACCAUUUUUGCCUUUACUGAGAAAUUCCCAAGUCAGCUCGCCCUAGGGAAGCAGAUGUGGCUUUGGUGGGUCAUCGCUCGUGGGGCUGGCCUGGCGUGAGUUCCACAUGAGAGUCUGGGUCCUCACAGCUUAUGUUGGGAGCUUAGUAGGUCUGCCCCUUCCUUAUUUAUCUCCUCUCGGGACUGGGAUUGUUCACCGUGGGCUCGUAUCCGGUGAACAUGCCUUGGACCACGGCCCAGAGAAUGCCCGGGAGCCUCUGGCCACAGCCACUCCACUGGGCACAUGCUGUGACUGCUUGGGAGAGAAGAGGGUGUCUGCUGUGGCCUCCACCAGCUUAACUUCUUGCUGACACUACCCUGUGUCUUUCUUGCCCAGGCCAAAGAGGAGGGCUAGGUUGGCUUGUCCCUUCCUGUGGUGGGAGGAAGGGAGGGAGGGAUGAGCCCCAGGAUGUCUUCCCCUGUGGGAGGGAAGUCAGGCUGUGUCCCCUGGGAAGCCAGGAAAGUCACUGGAGGCCCUGUGUUUCAAUACUCAUCAGGGUUUUUUUUCCUCUGAAGUUGAUAGGAGAUGUUAUUCCCAAAGAUGUCUCAUCAUGAAGAAAAAGGAACUUCCUUUUGUUUACAUUCAGGACUUACUGUGCCAUAUGAUGUAGCAAAAGGCAAUAUUAGCCAGAUCAGUGUUAAAUUGAUUAUAAAAUUACAGUAUCCCCAUAAAAGCAUCUAUUUUAGGUGUUGAGGUAUGUUUAAAGAGUCAGGAAAAAGGAGGCAUUUCCUCACUGACCUAAAUCAGUAUGAAUAUUGUAUGCUUUUAUCAAAAACAGAUUUGCACAGAUAGGAAUUCUCUCCCUUGUGGAUAGGAUAAAGUACCCCAGGAACCUGUGAGGGCGAUAUCACAGAGCCUAGCUUUGAAAGAUUCAGUAAUUGGGUGGAGACUGCAGGGGUUGAGGAAGAGGGGAGUUGGCAUCACCUGAAGUCUGAGUGUGGAACAAGGGUUAGCAUGGUAUCCCACAGCCCUGGGAAGGGGUGCGGUGAGAGCCCCAGGCAUCACUGUGGUCUUUCAGAGAUGCUGGAGAGAAGCUGCCAGGCCCUCUGCAGAGCCCCAUCUUACGGCCCCUGGUCCCCCUCUCUCCUAGCCCUUGCGUUGGCCCUUUCACGGGAAGCCAGAACACUUCUCGCAUCGUGCUGCAGGCACUCUAGCCUGAUGGCUGAGAGCUAUAUCAGGAUGUGUGGUGCACACGCGAUUCGGUUACGAAUUCACAUGGGGACACUGGAAUCCUACAGACCAAAAUCCACUCGUCAGCAGGAAUGGUGGCCCGGGGCCCAGCACUGGUGGUCUUCCGGGCUCGUCUGAGGGCCGCAGUGUCAGGCAGAGAGAGCCAGGCCAAGGGUCCAGGCUGCUUUAGUCCAUCUGACCCCACUCGUUUGGGGAUAGAUGGUUUUUCUUUAUUGUAAAAUUGUGGACUUUUCAAACCUGUUGACUAAACAGUAAUUAAUUUAUAUUUGUGAAAAAUGCCACUGUCCUAGUGAUUUCUGAUGUAAAUAAUGUUGUUUAUAUAGUAUGUAUUAAAUUUUCCUACAUUGUACAACUGCUGUACUUUUGAUUCUUGUAUAUUAAACAGUGUUACUAAGGAUUUUUAGAAUUGGGCGGACACGUUGCAUUGCGUUGCAUCGGCGUGAAACGUGACCAGAUACGCGUCCAGCUCUCUUCCCCUGGCUGCCGGGUCAUUUGGCCUGUUCGACAGCUUGUGAAAUGGAGCCUUUUGAAGUUGCAGUGUUCUUCCUACCAGCACCAGCGUGUUGCUGGGUCUAGGACCCUCACAGGUUCCGGAGGUUUUCCCUGCGUGGCCACUGCCAAGGGUAGUGGUCCCUGGCUGGGCAGCUCCCCGCAUCUGACGGGAUUACCCGGACCAGUGACAGUCCCUGGUGGAGCAGAGUGGCCCACCCUUUCCCACGUUGGUUGUGCCGGAGAAGGAGCCCUGGAGACCUGGAAGGUGCAUUUUGAAGACCUGUGUCAUUCAGACAGGGUCCUGUAGCUCCCCUUCCAUCCAGAGGAAGUGAAAGCACAGUGUCUGCCAGUCCACAGCAGUGAGGGUGAUUUAACGGUUGGGUUAUAUAUUCAUGAAGAGGGAAAAAGGCAUUUUAUAAUGGAAACACUGACACGAAUGUUAACUCUAGCAAUUUGGCACAGGGGCAGGCCCGGCUCCUACGAGGCCCAGACAGGAGGGGUGGCCCAGCCCUCGGGUGGAGAUCCCGUCUGAGUAGGAGCUGGAGAAGGUUGCCAGACCCAAGGGGUUUUGCUAAUGCUUGGGGGGAUUUCAAAACCAAACUCCUAGUCUUCUCUAACCUCCUUAUUCUUGAUACCCAAUAAACCCAUAACGUUCGCUCAGUUAACUCCCCGG